GUUGGGUUCAGCAGAUCCAUCGUCGUUAAAUUGUAUACCAACAAGGAAAUACCAGAGGCAUCUCCAUUUUCCAUUUGAUAUCAGCUAGCUGAAGCUUGCUAGCAGUGAAAGUAUUGCAUAAGACACAUGAUGGAUAUUUGCUGAAGAUAUUCACUUUCAUCAAUUCCAAUCCAACACUAGAAAAGUAUAAAAUGUGCUGUAGAGGUUGAGGAAUCAUCUGUCUUAUCGUGUAUAAACAGAAAUGAAAGGAGCAAAUAAUUUUAGAUUGAGGGGGAGGCAUCUUUCUAUUGCUCUGCUCACUCUGACUUUUACAACCAUAUUUCUUUGGGCCUGGGAGAAGAAUCCUUUUGUUACUACGCUACAGUCAGCACAAGAGCAGUUUAGCUUUCAUUCUUCAGAUUUUCUUGUUGAUUCCCCAAAAGGUUCCUCCUCCUCUUCAUUUUCUUUGAAACCAGAAGAACAUGAUGAAGGAAAACAUUCUCUUUCUAUGAGUUCAGAGGACAUUGAAAGGCAAAACAAAGACUCUGGUGCUUCAGCAUUAAAUUUUACUACCACAUUUGCGUCUGAAAAGGAAGAUAGUGAUGAGGAUGGUAUGUCCUCUUCCAAGAUGAAAGCCUGCAAUUAUGCCAAGGGUAUAUGGGUGACAGACAGCAGGCGGCCCUUGUAUUCUGGGUUUGGAUGUAAACAAUGGUUAUCAGAAAUGUGGGCAUGUAGACUCACCCAACGAACUGAUUUUUCCUAUGAAGGAUUUCGGUGGCAGCCUGAAAAUUGCAAAAUGACUGAGUUUGAGUCAUCUCAAUUCUUGAAAAGGAUGCAGGACAAAACAAUUGCAUUUAUCGGAGACUCAUUGGGCCGGCAACAAUUUCAAUCAAUGAUGUGCAUGACCACUGGUGGGGAAUGGAGGUUAGAUGUUGAAGAUGUGGGAGCAGAAUAUGGUCUUGUCAAGCCUCGUGGAGCCAUUCGUCCUGAUGGAUGGGCUUACCGAUUCUCAAACACCAAUACUACCAUUUUAUAUUACUGGUCAGCAAGCCUUGCAGACCUUGAGCCUUUGAACAUCACAGACCCAUCCGCUGAUGUGGCCAUGCAUUUAGACCGUGCACCAGCUUUCAUGAGACGAUUCCUCCAUAGGUUUGAUGUGUUAGUUCUCAAUACAGGACAUCACUGGAACAGAGGGAAGCUCAGAGCAAACCGUUGGGUGAUGUAUGUGAAUGGAAAGCCUGUCGAAGAUAGAAGACUUGCAGAAAUUGGGAACGCAAAGAAUUUUACAGUACAUAGUAUUGUCAGGUGGCUUGAUUCACAACUUCCUUCUCAUCCCCGACUUGUAGCUUUCUUUAGGACUAUCUCACCAAGGCAUUUCCGUAAUGGGGACUGGAACAGUGGGGGUUCCUGUGAUGUUACUACUCCAUUAACUCAAGGGAGCGAAGUCUCACAGGAUGAAUCAAGUGAUCGAGUUGUCGCGGCUGCUGUUAAGGGGACAAGGGUAAAGCUUUUAGAUAUCACUGCUGUGUCUGAGCUCAGAGAGGAGGGUCACAUUUCGCGAUAUAGUGUUAAGGCAACACAGGGUGGAAAUGAUUGCUUACAUUGGUGUCUACCGGGCAUUCCAGACACAUGGAAUGAACUGCUUGCUGCUCAGGUAUAGAAUAUGCGACACCAAUUGACAAGGCAUUUGUGAAAUAUAGAGAGCAAAAUGGAAUGCUUGUGAUUGAAGACUGCUUUUAGAUGCACAAUUUUUAUUUUUUAAAACUGGAUUAUCUUAUUGAUUGGAGAAUCCCAUUGAUCGAGUAAUGGUUCUGAAUUAAGGGGUUACCAGAAAAGCUGGAGACGCCCAAGGAAAUGCUUUCUACGGCAUGCUAAAAUUCAAAAGCUUGUAAGGGAUGUUCAUGUUAGCAUGUAACUCAACUUAGCUACUGAUUUAUGGACGUAUAUGAUAUACAAGUUUUCUAUUUGUGUUUCAA
Molecule: messenger RNA, 1955 nt
Organism: Hevea brasiliensis (rubber tree)
Lineage: Eukaryota; Viridiplantae; Streptophyta; Magnoliopsida; Malpighiales; Euphorbiaceae
Product: protein trichome birefringence-like 14
Exons: 5
Coding region: 242-1639 (465 amino acids)
Biological process (GO): plant-type secondary cell wall biogenesis; xylan biosynthetic process; xyloglucan metabolic process
Cellular component (GO): Golgi apparatus
Molecular function (GO): acetyltransferase activity
Source: RefSeq, a predicted model, not a curated record